GCGAUGGACGACGGACUGCCGUCCACGGAGGAAAUCCCUUCACUUGAGUCGUCGACGGGAUAAAGUCAUUUGUGGGCUGCUGCCGACGUCGCUGCUCCGAGAGUAUAUCCUCGAAGUCCUCCGAAAAAGCCGCCCCGUUUUCCACCGGCCUUUCGGAAAAGGGGGUGACGGCGACCAGGACGAGCUCCAGUGCGCCGACUCGCCAGACUGUUAUACUGUCAUACAGUGCCGGCCAGGGGGUGAGUACAUCGGCACUUCGGGUUUUACUCCGAAAACGGCGACAGCGACGGCGACUGUGACGUCGACUGCAAUUUUCAGUGCGUUCGAAAGUUCGACAACUUUGGAAAACUGUCAGUUGGCAGCGAACUUAGAACAGGUAGAGACGCACACGUUCCGCCUGGAAAAUCGGUACAGAAACGGAACAGGCUAGAAAGGAACAUACAUUGCCCCAAACUCACUGACACACCGUAUUGGGAAAGCCGAACGCUUUUUUUUUUGUUCCGUUUUGGCGCUCGGAAAACGUGCGUCGACGUCGACAGCGACUGAAAGACGGCGACUGAAACGGCGACGAUGUAAAAUUUUAUUACCCCAAACGCAUCGAGCAGUCGGGUUUUGGACGUCCGGACUUCACCGCCGCUCGCUGCGACGCAGACUUUUAUUGCAGCUGCCAUAUAGAGUGGGCAUAUUCCAUUGGUCUGGCCCGGAGAUCCCAAAAACUUUCUGAAGACGGACACAAACUUUUACCAGAGUGCGGCAUAAAAGUGCAAAAGUUUUUGUUCGCAGCGCCCCACGAACUGAACUAAAAGCAAAACUUCCCAGCCGCCGCGCAAAAACCCCCUUCACAAAUAAGUAAAAUAAAAACAAAGCCAAACCCAGUGCAAUGCAAAACAAAAACCCACGAGUAUAAAAAAAAAACCAAAUGCGAAAAAAGUGCGUGAUCUAAUUGACAUCAAGUAUACGCCACGUUAGCCGGCCUAAGUUUACCAAAACAAUAAACAUUUUUCGUAGACAUCAUCGCCGUCGCGUUGACAAAAACGGAGCCAAAGAGCCGGAAACACGGAAUAGCCACCGGGAAGAUGGCGCUUUCCAAGCGGCCCCUUACAAAGGACACGCCGUUGUCCGAAAGCAACGGCAACCACACCAAUGGCAAUGAUCACGAGACCUCCAUCAAGCGGCGCAAACGUUGCAGUCGCGACGACGACUCCAGCCUGAUCAACAACAACAAUAACAAUAAUAAUAACAACAACAAUAACAACAGCAAUAGCAACAACAACAACUUGCCUCAGAAGAAACGCAAACAGGGCGGCCAGGGCCACAUCGCAGACAGUCCGGAGAGCCCCACCUGCGGUUCCCUGCCCACUCCGCUGGCCAAAAGCAACACAGAUGCGGACCAGGACGAUGAGACACUCAUCCGCGAAACACAGGCGGCGCUGAAAAGCCUAUCGGGCAGCUGGCCCGACUCAAGGGGGAAUUUGUAUCGGCUGCAGGAGCAGGACGAGAAUCCACCGCCCUUCCAGAAUCUGUUCGAGGAGAAACAAAAGUAUGAGGCCAUCGGCAAUCCCAGCCAUGCCAUACAAGCACAAGCCAGCUCAACAAAUCCAAAUUCCACACUCUUCUCACGUUUCCACAGACAAAAAGAGAACGACCAGGCGCGCCUUAAUGCAGCCAGCGGUGCUGGUGGUGUCGUCCAUCUUGAGGCACAGGCGCGCGGCAAAAAGUCGCCCGACGAGGAUCAGGAUCCGGAACUGGAGGAUACCUCAUCAUCCGCCUCAGGACAAGGCGUUUACGCCCAAGCGGCCUCGGCCUUCAAGCCGCCCAUCGAUAUCAUCAAACGGAAUUAUGUGGCCGCCGCUCAUGCCCAUUAUAGUGCCUAUAAUGCGGCCGCUGCAGCGGAAUCUGCCGCCGGGUUGGCCUACUAUGGCUAUGCCGCUGCCGCCGCCGCUAGUCAACAGCAACAACAGCAGCAGCAACAACAACAGCAGCAGCAACAGCAGCAACUGAGUACCGCCUUCGAUAUUGCCAGUCAGCUGGGCGAGAAGCAGCGGCCCAGGGAACCGAUGGCCGAUGGCAAACAGUACACGAUCCUCCAGCCGGCGGGCAUCGGCAGUCGGGCUGCAUCUGUAAUGCAGGACAUAGCAUCGCGUGAAGGCGUUGUGGGCGUUCCGCUUGUGGCCACGCCACCAUCCACGGCGGCCAGCAGUCCGGCGGCAGCGGUACCAGCGGCAGGACCGUCGACUCCAUCGACACCGGCACCAAGUUAUUCGCCGGGUAGCCAGAAUCGCGUGCUGGCUUUGCACGAGCAGAUCCUGAAAUGCCCCACGCCCGGGUGCAAUGGUCGUGGCCACGUGCAGCCGCAUCGCAGCGUGCACCGCAGCCUCUCCGGCUGUCCGCGGGCGGUAAGGCGCUCGGGCGGAACCAGCCGCCGUCCGGGAGCAGCUCCACUAGCAGCAGCAGCAGCUGAUCUGGAGAAACAUGAGAAGGAGCUGCAUCCACUGGACAAACUGAAGCUGGCCUCCAAUCACUAUUUGAACAAUAACAACAGCAACUGCAUCAACAAUAACAGCACUAAACUGAGCGGUUCCACAACGAUGCCGAUUAUCAAAUCGGAAUAUAGUCCUGUUGCCAGCAUCAAAUCGGAGUAUAACAAGAGCCCCAUGCACUCAUAUCUAUCGGGGGAAGCGGCCGCGCCCGCCCCCGCCGCCCCUUCAUCAGCGUCCGCCGUCCAAGCGCCGCGUUCCGGAUCGGCAAGCGGUGCAACAGCCGCGAAUGGAGAGAACAACCUGCAUGCACCGCAUCUGAGUCGCUUUGUGGGUCUCCAGAGUCCGCCACAUCAGCCGCAUCUUAAUCCUCACGGUCAUCACCAGCAACAACAGCAGCAGCAGCAACAGCAACAGCAGCAGCAGCAACAACAACAGCAGCAGCAACAGCAGCAACAUACGUUGCACCAGCAGAGAGGACCCUUCAUAGAGGGCAACGAUGUCCCAGAUCCUUCAGCCAAUUAUCAUUCGGAACACCAGCAACAACAGCAGCAGCAACAGCAGCAGCAGGCCGACGAGCGACAGCAGCAAUAUGAGCAAAUGCGAUAUGCCCAAAGUCAUGUUAGCGUGGGUCCAAGCGGAGAAUUAAUGGCGCCCAAUGGAGGCGAACUAUCGCCGGGUACGGCGAGAAGCGCCUACGAAGCGCAUCCCGGACACCCGCAUCCGCAUCCCGGACACCCACAUCCACAUCCGCCCGUCUCGCUGAGUUCCCUCAGCUCUCCAGCUUUUACGGUGGAUGCUGUGACGGCAGCCAGUGGAGCGAGCUUCGAGCGUUACGAUCCCAGCGGCGUCUGUUGUCCCAGCAAUGGGCAAAGGGCCACCGCGGCAACAGCGGCGACCGCGGCGGGCGCUUCUGCGGCGGCGGCUGCCUAUCAUUAUCUGCCCCAAACCACCGACGAGAUGCAGGCCCAGCAGCAGAAAUAUCUGCAGGAGCAGCAACUAAUGCUGGCCAAGGCGGAGCACGAGGAGUUGGCCAACGGCGGACAGCCUCUAUAUCCGCGGCCCAUGUAUCACUAUGAUCCCACGAUGGGUCCUCUGCCGCCGGGCUUUUCGGCCAUUAAUCUAUCGGUUAAGAUGGCCGCUGCUCAGGCAGCAGCUGCAGCAGCCGCCUAUCAAAAUCAACAACAGCAGCAGCAGCAACAGCAGCAGCAGCAACACCACCAGCAGCAGCAACAACAGCAGCAGCAGCAACAGCAGCACGGCAAGCAGAGCAGCUCACCCGCACCCAAUGUGAGCGGUGUGCCGGCGGUGGAUCUCAGUGGUUCCACCUCGGUAACGAGUAGCAGCCCGCACGGUUUCAAUUCGCCAGCCUCGCACAACCAAUAUACCGCCCAGCGCAUGGGCAACGGCAGUCCGCAGCCGGGAGCUAGUCCAAACAUAGCUAGUCCCCAGGUGCCCAGUCCCCAGGGACAGACCUUGGACCUCAGUGUCACCCGAUUACCCCACAGCAUUAUUACGAGCCCGCAGUACGGUGCCGAUGGCCUGGUGGUGGGUCAUGCUCAGGGUUUUGUGAGUGGAGCGACAGGACCUCUGGGUCCGGGCAAUGGUGGACCACCGCGAUCGCCGCAAAUGGAACCAGUGGACUUCAGCGGACCGCCAAGACCCCUGGGUUUUGGUCUGGUGGGACACAUAAGCGGUCCACGACCUUACAGCCGCGAAUCCACGCCAGACAGCGGCGGAUCUCACUAUAUCGAAACGUAUCGGGAUCCCAGUGGUUACUCACCGCACCCUGGCUAUGGUAUGGUGGUGCAAUCGGACUAUCCACCUGCUGGAUACCACGGUUACGGUCCGGCUGCUUAUCAAUGCAGUAAUCCGUACGCCACGGCAGUGGGUCCCGGUGGCUAUCCCACGCCCGUUUCCGGCGGAUACUCGCCCAGUCCGGCCACCUGCUACUCCAUGCCACCGCCACAACACAUCCCGCAGCACGACAAGUCCAAGGACGGAUUGACGGGCUGCUCGCGCUCGGACCGCAACCAUCUACAGUCGCACUCGCAGGAGCUCAAGUGCCCCACGCCCGGAUGCGAUGGCUCCGGACACGUGACGGGCAACUACUCCUCACACCGCAGCCUCUCCGGCUGUCCAAGGGCUAACAAACCGAAGAGCAAGCCUCGCGAUGGCCAGGAUUCGGAACCCCUGCGUUGUCCCAUCCCGGGCUGCGAUGGCUCCGGCCAUUCCACCGGCAAGUUCCUCUCCCACAGAAGUGCUUCGGGCUGUCCGAUUGCCAAUCGGAACAAGAUGCGAGUCCUGGAAGCCGGUGGCACGGUGGAGCAGCACAAGGCCGCUGUGGCAGCAGCCACGGCCAUGAAGUUCGAUGCCUGCACCACGGUGGGGAGCCAGGGCAUAAAGAAGCCCAAGUUCGAUGAGGUCGCCAUGGUCUAUCCAAAGGGUUAUACAGGCGGCAGCGGACUGGACAUUGUCAUGGGUGGCGUAGGAAGCGGUGUCGGCGUGGGACUGGGUCUCAAUGUUGGCAUCGGGGUCACCAGCAGCAGUAGCAGCAGCAGCGCCGGUGGAAAUAACAACAACAGCGGCACUAGCAACACCGUCGGAACCGAUAAGAAUCCAUCUGGCGGGGGUCCCUCAUCGGGCGCCAAUGGCAGCGAUGACUUAAACACGUUGGAGGCCGAGAUAUCGGAACUUCAGCGGGAGAAUGCACGCGUAGAAUCGCAAAUGAUGCGACUUAAGUCAGACAUCAAUGCCAUGGAGUCGCAGCUGAGCACCAGCGAUCGGGAGGCUUCUCCAUUGAGUGGUCACCAGCAGCAACAACAGCGUUCCUCGGUGGCUUUGGCCUCGCCGAGCGGGCAAUCGCCAUUCGCCAGCGUCAGCUCCACCAGUGGUGCCAGCUCCUCGGUCAGUGGCGCCACCACAAACAGCAACAACAAUAACAGCAGCUCUGGCGGAGGCACCACCAAUGCCAACGAUCUCAACCACUCGAUCAGCAAUUUGGCACCCAGUUCGGGCAGCAAUCCCAACCAGCCCAUUGAGGGCGUAGGAGGAGCCGCACCCAAUGCCAAUCUGAACAACUACUAUGAGAGCCUGAGAAAUAAUGUGAUCACGCUGCUGGAGCACGUGCGUCUGCCGCCACCACCACCACCGCCUGGUGCGGCCACGCCCAGUUCGUCGGCAUCAUCGGUGGUUCAUGGACUGGAUAAUGUUUGUGGUGCCGGUGGUCAGUUGGUGGCUGGUGGAUCGCUAGUGGGUGGAGAGCAUGCGACAGCGUACUCCACACUCCUGCCGCCGCCACCACCACCGUCGUCGGGCGGUGCCGCUUCCGUCGGUGGAAUGUACGGUGUCGGUGCUAAUGGAGCCACUGGCCUCCAUCAGGGCACUGGCUCAAGCAAUGGUGGAGGACUAGGAUCUAGCGCAGCCGUUGGACCGCCACCAGUGCCACCGCAUCAUCAUCCCUACACGGUGCACCAUCCCGUUAGCUACGCCCAUCCACAUGGCCAUCCGCAUGCACAUCCACACCCGCACGAGCACUUCGACUCGUAUAUCUCCAAACUGCAGUCGCUAUGCGUGCCCCCCGAUGUUUAUGCCCUGCCCGAAGAUGCGGACCGGCCCGUCUACAACUCCGUGAAGCCCACCAUGCACCAGGACUACGGCAAACUGAUGCCGACGCCCAUCUAAGAACCCUGAGAAUCAAAAGCCCAGUACUGGUGACCCCAAAAUAGAGCCACAUCCCGUCCAGGGCUCAAACACGAAACAUGUACAUAAAUACUUAGGCACAAGCAGUGAGAGGUAGGAUGUAAGAGGUAAAACUGACGUUAUCCAUAAGCCUGACUUCAAGGCAGACUAUGCAAAUUGAAAUUGGGACAGAGUGUCGGGGUCACCCGUACGUACUCGAUGCCCCAUUAGUAGAUACAUAACGCUAGUUCUUAGGGAUAGAAACCUAACCUAACCAUUUAGUUGGUUGGCACCAUGCUAGUUCCAGUCUUAGUAAUUAGAACUGUUCCACAUCCUAGAUCCUAGACGCUUUUGUCGUGUGUUGAUAGCAAUGAUGUAAAAAACAAGAAUGCAAAACCGAACAUAAGUGUGUAAUUCGAUUAUAAAUUGCAAUUUUUUUUGUCUGUAUCAAAUACUACAACUAGAAAUUAUAGAAAUCGAUAUAUUAUAUAUAUAUAAUUAUAUGAAAUAACAACUCCCAAAUAUGUUUAAAUCUAGGGCAUUUGUUUGCUGUUGAUGUCUGGUCAAUUUUUUGCAUACGGAGCGGAGCGCAAGAUGUUCGCCACUACUUAAUAGACCCUACCCAAGUUCCACGUAGUGACCCUCUAGCCCAUAUCCCCGCAGGCUAAGUUAAGUUUAGUGGCAAAGUCGAACACCAAAGUGAAGAAAGUGGAAAACGCAGUAAAAUACAAUAUAUAAACACGUGCAAAUAUAAUCAGUACUAGACUUAGUGGAUGUAAUCGAGACAUUUUUUUUGUUUUUUUUUUUUGUGUAACUGUAAUAUUAAAAUGUAAUAGUAAUAGCAAGCGAAUAUCUAAAACUAUAAAGGGUAAGUGUGUGGAAGGAGGUGAGAUCGUUGGGUUUGCGAGGCUGCCGCAAUACAUACAUACAUGAAAUCGGGAAAGAAAACACGCGUACAUAUGCAGAUUAUAUCAGUAUGUGUGUAUAUGUCUGCUUUUCUAUAGGAUCGUAAGUUUUAAUGUUACCCCUUACGAAAUCGGAGAAGAGGCAUUAACGAAAACCCCUAAGAAAAUAGAACGGAAAAAUAGAUUAAAAUCCAGUG
Drosophila sechellia is the source of this 7260-nucleotide messenger RNA. Its product is annotated as alpha-protein kinase 1. Gene Ontology annotation, cellular component: nucleus. Lineage: Eukaryota; Metazoa; Arthropoda; Insecta; Diptera; Drosophilidae. Gene Ontology annotation, molecular function: DNA-binding transcription factor activity, RNA polymerase II-specific; zinc ion binding; RNA polymerase II cis-regulatory region sequence-specific DNA binding. Gene Ontology annotation, biological process: regulation of transcription by RNA polymerase II. The record is from RefSeq and is a predicted model, not a curated record. The coding region runs from base 1077 to 6161 and encodes 1694 amino acids. The transcript is spliced from 11 exons.